Molecule: messenger RNA, 1418 nt
Organism: Paramuricea clavata
Lineage: Eukaryota; Metazoa; Cnidaria; Anthozoa; Malacalcyonacea; Plexauridae
Source: the annotation of a GenBank genome assembly
AUGGCUGAAGAGCGUUAUGCCCUCGUGUUUUGGAUUGAGGAUAAACAAUAUAGUGUGGUUGAACGCAAAGAUAUUAUUGGAGAAGUAGAAAUAAAUAAAACUCUACCGGUAGCUUGGCGGACAAAGAAAAAAGGGUCUGUACAUGUUGUCAGAAACUGGUACGAAGCAACCAUAUUGAAAUUCUCGGGUAAGUCUGAUUGAUUUUCAUUAACUGUGAGGGUUAUAUUUGAUCGCAAUCUAAGACAAUCAACUUUGCAUGAAUUCUGUUUGCCUCUGCAUGAAUUCUGUUUGAUAUCAUUUCACAUAGUCAUAGCUUAAUAUCGAUCGAGGCUUAAUGUACUAAAUAGACUUAUAUUUUUGUUUUGUGGUUUAGAAGUCUUAUUUUGAUUUUGUAUACCCUUUAAGAGGUACCGUUUGGUGCAGAACACAUUUUUAUCUAUUUAUCUCGUCCAUUAACAAGUUUAUCGGCAAAACGCCAGGUUUCCCAUCGGUGUCAAGCGGGUGGUGCUAUUAAUGACCAGAAGGCAUGAAACUGGCUUAGUUAUUGCUCUUAGCGCUUCAAAUUCAUAUGCAGUGUCAAUAAUAUUGCACAGAAAAGCUAAACGACGACUAUUACAAUUCCAUGUCCAUGAGACAUCAGACUCGGCAUACCAAAUAUAGAGCAUUUUGGCUUGCCAUAACUGGGUUCGCCACAUUUGAACUAGCUAGGCUUUAAUACUUUGAAAUCACUAACAGUACAAUACUCAACAGGGUAACAUGAUGUUUUAAUUUAUUGAAGUGACAAAUUAGGAUAGCCCUCUGGGGAUGGCGUUUGAUUCUUGAGUGAGUUUAGUACAUAUUCAAAAUUGAUAUAACUCGUCUUUUUCUAAUUAACACAUUCGAAAAUUAAAAUUAGAUACAUCUAAUAAAUAAGCCACAUACAAUUAAGGCUUAGCUAAAUGAGUUGGAAUUGUAGCAAUAAGCAAAACUCAGUUAAAUAAUAUCUGUAUAAGAAUUUCGUUUAAUUGUCGCAUUAAUUAAAUUUGGGUCAUAUUAGUAACAGUUGCACGUCUUUGAAUAUCGCAAUUGUAUAAUUAUCUCCUGAACUAGCUUCCUAUACUGUGCAACAUGCAUAUAUAGCCACGUAAUACUUAUUAUAAAUCAUGCAAUUUUCUUUUUAAGAUAAUGAAGAAAAUUUGCAGUUGCUCUGUUGUCAAUAUGCCGAAAAGCGGGAAGCUGAAUUGAAUAACGUUGAUGGAAGGAAGCAAAAACGUAAAAAAAGUGCAAAAUUAAGAGAGCAACAUGAUGAUUUUGGAACAGAAGAAGAUUGUGAGGAAGUUAUGCCUGUUAUAGAAAAGAAGAGUAAAACAAAAAGAAAAGAAGCAUCGGAUAGAAGCAUGAUCAUGGCCAAAGGUAAGGGGAAAAAAGGAAGCCACUGA